Peromyscus leucopus (white-footed mouse) is the source of this 4341-nucleotide messenger RNA. RefSeq names its product multiple EGF like domains 11 (gene Megf11). Lineage: Eukaryota; Metazoa; Chordata; Mammalia; Rodentia; Cricetidae. The record is from RefSeq and is a predicted model, not a curated record. Gene Ontology annotation, molecular function: protein binding.
GCCGAGGCAGCAGUCGCUGCGGCUCCAACCUCCUGCUCGCUCACUCGCUCUCAGUGCCCGGAGCCGGCUGCCGGCUCGGGGCUGUACGCAGCUCCCGCUCCUGCCGGGGAUCCUGAAGCCUCUCCGGCUCCGGGGCACAGGACCGCGCGGCUGGCUGGCCCGAGCCCUGGGCGCGCCGCGGAAGCAGGGGCCUGAUGGCGCUGUCCACGGUGGGCCUUCUUGUUGGCUCCCUUCUGCAAGCUGCCCUGACUCUGAACCCCGAGGACCCCAAUGUGUGUAGCCACUGGGAGAGCUAUGCCGUGACUGUGCAGGAGUCUUAUGCACACCCCUUCGAUCAGAUCUACUACACACGAUGCGCAGAUAUCCUCAACUGGUUCAAGUGCACCCGGCACCGGAUCAGCUAUAAGACGGCGUAUAGGCGUGGCCUCCGGACCAUGUACCGGCGGAGGUCCCAAUGCUGCCCCGGCUACUAUGAGAACGGAGACUUCUGCAUUCCCCUGUGCACCGAGGAGUGUAUGCAUGGCCGCUGUGUUUCCCCAGAUACCUGCCACUGUGAGCCUGGAUGGGGAGGCCCUGACUGCUCCAGCGGCUGUGACAGCGAGCACUGGGGUCCCCACUGCAGCAACCGGUGUCAAUGUCAGAACGGCGCCCUCUGCAACCCUAUCACCGGCGCCUGCGUGUGCGCCCCGGGCUUCCGGGGCUGGCGCUGCGAAGAACUCUGCGCGCCCGGUACCCACGGCAAGGGCUGCCAGCUGCCUUGCCAGUGCCACCACGGCGCCAGCUGCGACCCGCGCACCGGAGAGUGCCUCUGCGCCCCUGGCUACACCGGCGUGUACUGUGAGGAGCUGUGCCCCCCUGGGAGCCAUGGAGCUCACUGCGAACUACGGUGCCCCUGCCAAAAUGGGGGCACCUGCCACCACAUCACCGGCGAGUGUGCCUGCCCUCCAGGCUGGACGGGAGCAGUGUGUGCCCAGCCCUGCCCACCGGGGACAUUUGGCCAGAACUGUAGCCAAGAUUGUCCUUGCCACCAUGGAGGCCAGUGUGACCAUGUGACUGGACAAUGCCACUGUACAGCUGGAUACAUGGGGGACAGGUGCCAAGAGGAAUGUCCCUUUGGAACUUUCGGUUUCCGGUGUUCCCAGCUCUGUGACUGCCACAACGGAGGUCAAUGUUCACCGGCCACAGGGGCCUGUGAAUGUGAACCUGGCUACAAGGGCCCUAGCUGCCAAGAGCGGCUGUGCCCCGAGGGCUGGCAUGGCCCAGGCUGCUCCUUGCCCUGUCCCUGUGACCCCGAAAACACUAUCAGCUGCCACCCAGUCACUGGAGCUUGUACCUGCCAACCAGGCUGGUCGGGCCACUUCUGCAAUGAGUCCUGCCCUGCCGGCUACUAUGGCAACGGUUGCCAGCUGCCCUGCACCUGCCAGAACGGCGCUGACUGCCACAGCAUCACUGGGGGCUGCACUUGUGCCCCAGGCUUCAUGGGAGAGGUGUGUGCGGUGCCCUGCGCUGCCGGGACCUACGGUCCCAACUGCUCAUCUGUAUGUAGCUGUAGCAAUGGCGGCACCUGUUCCCCUGUGGAUGGCUCCUGCACCUGCCAAGAGGGGUGGCAGGGCCCGGACUGUUCCCUGCCAUGUCCCAGUGGGACAUGGGGCCUGAACUGCAAUGAGACUUGUGUCUGUGCCAAUGGGGCAGCCUGCAGCCCCUCUGACGGCUCCUGUGCCUGUACCCCAGGCUGGCUGGGGGACUCCUGUGAACUGCCCUGCCCGGAUGGCACGUUUGGGUUGAACUGUAGCGAGCGUUGUGAUUGUAGUCACGCCGAUGGCUGCGAUCCUGUCACAGGCCACUGCUGCUGCCUGGCAGGAUGGACAGGCAUCCGCUGUGACAGCACAUGCCCUCCAGGUCGCUGGGGUCCCAACUGUUCAGCCUCCUGCAUCUGCGAGAAUGGAGGCUCCUGUUCCCCAGAAGAUGGCAGCUGCGAGUGUGCUCCUGGCUUCCGAGGACCCUUAUGUCAGAGAAUCUGCCCACCAGGGUUCUACGGCCAUGGCUGUGCCCAGUCUUGUCCCCUCUGCGUGCACAGCAGCGGGCCCUGCCACCAUGUCAGUGGCAUCUGUGAGUGCCUGCCAGGAUUCUCCGGAGCCUUGUGCAACCAAGUGUGUGCUGGAGGGCACUUUGGGCAGGACUGUGCCCAGCUGUGUUCCUGUGCCAACAACGGGACCUGCAACCCCAUCGACGGCUCCUGUCAGUGUUUCCCUGGGUGGAUCGGCAAGGACUGCUCACAGGCCUGCCCAUCUGGGUUCUGGGGCUCUGCCUGCUUCCACACAUGCAGCUGCCACAACGGGGCGAGCUGCAGCGCCGAGGAUGGGGCCUGCCACUGCACCCCUGGCUGGACUGGACUCUUCUGCACGCAGCGUUGCCCUGCAGCAUUUUUUGGGAGAUGUGGGCACAUAUGCCAGUGUCAGAAUGGAGCCAGCUGUGACCACAUCACUGGGAAAUGCACCUGUCGAACAGGCUUCACCGGGCGCCACUGUGAACAGAGAUGUGCCCCCGGGACCUUUGGAUACGGGUGUCAGCAGCUCUGUGAGUGUAUGAACAAUGCCACUUGUGACCAUGUCACCGGUACCUGUUACUGCAGCCCCGGAUUCAAAGGAAUCAGGUGUGACCAAGCUGCCCUCAUGAUGGACGAGCUGAAUCCCUACACCAAGAUCAGUCCAGCUCUGGGAGCAGAGCGGCACUCAGUGGGUGCUGUCACGGGCAUCAUCCUCCUGCUGGUCCUGGUUGUGGUGUUGCUGGGCCUGUUUGCCUGGCGACGGAGGCGGCAGAAAGAGAAAGGCCGUGACCUGGCUCCCCGUGUCUCCUACACCCCGGCCAUGAGGAUGACCAGCACAGACUACUCGCUCUCAGAUUUGUCUCAAAGUAGCAGCCAUGCCCAGUGCUUUUCCAAUGCCAGCUACCACACACUGGCGUGCGGGGGGCCUGCCACCAGCCAGGUCAGCACUCUGGACAGGAACAGCCCCACCAAGCUCAGUAACAAGUCCCUUGACAGAGACACAGCAGGCUGGACCCCCUACAGCUAUGUGAACGUAUUAGACUCCCAUUUCCAGAUCAGUGCCCUGGAGGCCAGGUACCCGCCCGAAGACUUCUACAUUGAACUUAGACACCUCAGCCGCCACAAUGAGCCACACUCACCAGGCACUUGCGGAAUGGAUAGACGUCAGAACACAUACAUUAUGGACAAAGGCUUCAAAGAUUACAUGAAAGAAUCUGCGUGCAGUUCUAGUACUUGUUCCUUGAACAGCAGUGAAAACCCUUAUGCCACAAUUAAGGAUCCACCCAUCCUCACCUGCAAGCUUCCAGAAAGCAGCUAUGUAGAAAUGAAGUCACCUGUGCACAUGGGGUCUCCGUACACAGAUGUGCCAUCCUUGUCGACAUCUAAUAAAAAUAUAUAUGAAGUUGAGCCCACAGUCAGUGUGGUCCAAGAAGGCCGAGGUCGUAACUUCAGCUAUAUCCAGAAUCCAUACGACCUACCUAGGAACAGCCAGAUUCCUGGGCAUUAUGACCUCCUCCCAGUAAGACAGAGCCCUGCCCAUGGGCCCUCCCAGGACAAGCAGUAAGAGGGAUAAGCUUCCCUCUUAGUGUGCUCUGCUGACUAUUCUCUGACUCUGAAAGAAGACAAUCCGUGACUUGAAAUAUCAGUACAGAUGACCUGGACUGAAGGAAGCACUUCAAAUGGGGUUGGGUAACUGUUCAAGGAAGUCUGUUCACAAAGACAAAUCCUAUCAUCUUCAGCCCUAAAUGCCCUGGAUAUGAUUUUUAAAACAUUUAAGAUAUUGCUACUCAUCAACAUCAGCUAAAUUCAGCUAAAAGAUAUGUAUUUAAUAUUCUGAAACAACGCUUAAGGUGCAUGUAGCUUAGGUUCUGCAAGCUUUCCUAGAAGGAAAGGGGGCUGGGGAAGGGAGAGGGCACUUUAAAGCACCCGAAAUGUGUAUGUGCUGUUGAUUGUUGUUACCACCAACAUCUGUUUCAGUACCUAAGGGAACUGGUACGUGGACACGAACUGUUCUAAUAUUAAUCGUAAAGUCUGUGUACAUAAAGAAUGGUCCAUCAAAUUAUAACAGCCAUAAUCAGAGUUUAAAAUGUAGCAUACUUCUGACAACUUGCAUUUUCAAAAACAAGAAUUUAAUAAAGACAGAGUCACUUUCUUCUGCCCCAUCAGUGAAAGUAGGCAAAACAGAAAGAGAAGGGAAAAAAUAAAAUAAAAGAGUAAUUAUUUCAAAAGUGCAGCACUUUCAUUCGGUCUAGAAUAAUUUCUAUGCCUGCUUUACCAAAUUUUACCAAGUCAAA